This is a messenger RNA of Hyla sarda, 2249 nucleotides long. It is a transcript of the gene SOCS5, whose product is annotated as suppressor of cytokine signaling 5. The record is from RefSeq and is a predicted model, not a curated record. NCBI's taxonomy places the organism in Eukaryota, Metazoa, Chordata, Amphibia, Anura, Hylidae. Gene Ontology annotation, cellular component: phosphatidylinositol 3-kinase complex. Gene Ontology annotation, biological process: phosphatidylinositol phosphate biosynthetic process; intracellular signal transduction. The transcript has 3 exons. The coding region runs from base 611 to 2227 and encodes 538 amino acids. Gene Ontology annotation, molecular function: 1-phosphatidylinositol-3-kinase regulator activity.
ACGCUUCCGUCCCUCCCCGUGAUUGGCUGCGAGUCGCCGUCCGUCAGGGCUGUCUAGUCCCCUUCGUUAUUUUCCGUCGCGGUCAGACUUGUCGGGGGGAGGGAUGCUGCGUUAUCGCCUCCAUAGUGCGUCCGGAGGAGCCGCGGCCACCACCGCUGCCUGACACCGCAGCCGCCUCGGUCACUGGAAGCGGGCUUCUGGGAACGGAGAAGGCCUGGGAGGAAACCCCGGGGUGGUGGUGGAAAGGAAUCCGGAAUUGACUUGCCCUGGGCGGGGAAAAGAUUUUGGACUUUGAGGCCGGGGUCUGGGCCGCAUAGUGUGCCCGGGGAUGUGUGAGCGCGUCCGGACUGCGAUACUGCUUAGUGCGUCACCGGGCUCCAGCUAACACCCCACGUCCACGACGGAUUUUGCACUAGGAAGGCAGACCCGGUCGCUUCUUUAUUUCGUACUUGUCAUCUCGCUGCCUUUGGAGUCAUAAAGCCGCAUCCGCACUCAACGAUGAUCGGACCAGCAGACAUGUGUUAAGGAUUACUUCUUCUCCUUUCAGCCGCACUCAUUCAGGAUCCACAAUGAGGGAUGUAAUGCUGAAAUAAUUACGGUUUACUGAUCAAUGGAUAAAGUUGGGAAAAUGUGGAAUACAUUCAAAUAUCGGUGCCAGAAUCUAUUUAGCCAUGAAGAGGACGGAACUCAAAAUAGUGUGGCGGAUGUUAAUGCAAACAGGUGUUUAGGUGGUGGGGAGAAAGCAGAACCUUCCUCUAGUCAGUUACCCGUACAGUCUAAAAGUCAUUUGCUGAGGAAUAUCUCGUCCGAACGAAGCCUGACUCCCUGCAGUAGCUCUAGUAGGAGAAGUGCAAAUUGUGUAUCUGAAAUGCCACAGCUAGUUGAAAUAAGUAUUGAAAAAGACAAUGAUGUGGGCUUUAGUUCAGGUGCCCGACUGGCGCGAAGGGACUCCUAUACUCGGCACGCUCCAUGGGGCGGUAAAAAGAAACAUUCUUGCUCUACCAAAACUCAGAACUCUCUUGACCCUGACAAGAAAAUUGUCAGGCAACGAAGUGGACUCCCGAGAAGGGACCGAAGACACGUCGUAGUAGGAUCAGUUCACGAUAUGGAGGUUGUGUCUAAUAGAGCUAUUGGAAGUCGCAGUUUGAGACAAAGACUCAACGAGACUGUAGGAUUGUGUUUUCCUAUUAGAACAUAUACCAGACCAUCAAAGCCACUUUUUGCAACAAAGAGAAAAAUCCAUCUUUCAGAAUUAAUGCUUGAAAAGUGCCCAUUUCCGCCAGGCUCUGACCUUGCCCAGAAAUGGCACCUCAUUAAACAACACACUGCUCCCGUCAGCCCGCAUUCAAGCAUAUUGGAUACUUUUGAGCAGACUCUGCUUUCCACCGAAGAUGAAGAAGACCGAUUACGUGAGAGACGUAGACUUAGUAUUGAAGAAGGUGUUGACCCUCCUCCCAAUGCCCAGAUCCACACAUUCGAAGCUACAGCACAAGUUAACCCAGUUUAUAAGCUUGGACCAAAACUUGCUCCCGGUAUGGCUGACGUGUCGGCGGACAAUGGUGCAGCAUCCCAUGGUGGUUGUGAGUCUGAAGAAGAUGGCACAACUCUCUGUCUACAGUCACGUCGACAGAAGCAGCGUCAGUUCUCGGGAGACAGCCAUAUGCAAACUAAUAGACAGGGGGCUUGGAAAGUCCACACACAAAUUGAUUAUAUUCACUGCCUUGUGCCAGAUCUAGUAGCGAUCACAGGCAACCCCUGUUACUGGGGAGUCAUGGAUCGCUAUGAGGCAGAAGCGUUGCUGGAAGGCAGGCCAGAAGGCACAUUUUUGCUCAGGGAUUCAGCACAAGAGGACUAUCUUUUCUCUGUGAGCUUCCGACGCUACAACCGAUCUCUGCAUGCUCGCAUUGAGCAAUGGAAUCACAACUUCAGCUUCGACGCCCACGAUCCCUGUGUAUUUCACUCCUCCACUGUUACAGGACUCUUAGAACACUACAAAGAUCCUAGCUCUUGCAUGUUUUUCGAACCCUUGCUUACGGUACCUUUAAAUAGGACUUUCCCUUUCAGCCUGCAGUACAUCUGCAGGGCAGUCAUUUGCAGGUCUACCACCUAUGAUGGUAUUGAUUUCCUUCCCCUGCCAUCCAUGUUACAAGACUUCCUUAAGGAAUAUCAUUAUAAGCAAAAGGUCAGAGUGCGGUGGCUGGAGAGGGAACCGGUUAAGUCGAAAUAAUAAAAGAAAACCUAUUUCUGUU